This is a messenger RNA of Camponotus floridanus (Florida carpenter ant), 829 nucleotides long. Its product is annotated as peptidyl-tRNA hydrolase ICT1, mitochondrial. Bases 114 to 719 code for a protein of 201 amino acids. The record is from RefSeq and is a predicted model, not a curated record. Gene Ontology annotation, molecular function: translation release factor activity. Lineage: Eukaryota; Metazoa; Arthropoda; Insecta; Hymenoptera; Formicidae. The transcript is spliced from 3 exons. Gene Ontology annotation, biological process: mitochondrial translational termination. Gene Ontology annotation, cellular component: mitochondrial large ribosomal subunit.
UAACCUACAGCGACGCGGAGAGAAUGUGGUUAUGUCAGGUUAUGUUUUUGUAAUCAUAGAAUUGCACCUUUCCAAGUUUCACCAUCAAAGUGCACAAUAAAAAUUAAUAAGAAAUGAAUUUUCUUACUAGACAAUAUUUCAGAAUUUUACAGAGCAACGUUAGAAAUCAGAAUGCAUUGUGCAAUUUCGGCAGGGCUUUCAACUUUAAAAGUGAGGUAUCGCUAGAAAAAUUGUACCCGGAAAGCAAACAGAAAUUGUAUACACCAAGCUUUGUACCAGAUCCUAAAGCAAAAUUCAGUGGUUACAUACCCAUAGACAAGGUACAAAUAACAUACAGUGGUAGCAGUGGUCCGGGGGGACAAAAUGUAAACUGUGUGAAUACCAAAGUAGAUUUAAGAUUCCAAGUGAAUAAUGCUACUUGGUUGUCGGAGGAAAUUCGAACAAAAUUAGCAGAGCAGGAAAAAAACAAGAUAAACAAAGAUGGGUAUUUAAUAAUUAAAUCAGACUUAACGAGAUCUCAACAUUUAAACUUGGCAGAUGCUCUUGAAAAGUUAAGAACAAUGAUAAGGGCUACUUUAGUAGAGCGACCAAAGCCAUCGCUUGAAUCAAUAGAGAGAAUAAGAAAAAAUCAAUUGAAAGCUGCUAGGCAGAGACUUCAUGAGAAGAGAAUUCAUUCGCAAAUUAAACAGAAUAGAAAAGCUCCUGUGCCUGACUUUUAAAACGAUUAAUUUAUUUAUAUAAAUCAAUUUAUUAUAUAUCAAUUUAUUAAUCUACUUAUCAAAUAUUGUACAGUUAUAGAGGAAUAGAGGAAUAAAUUAUAUAAGUGAAG